AGCGAUUUUUUCUUUUGUUUGUCGUUCAUAGUUUUUAUUUUUGUUGCAGGGAAAUUUUCCUUUUAUUAUUGUUAAACAAUUACUAAUACUAAAAAACUUAUUUACAUCAAUAACGUAAAUGAAUUACAAACUCCGCGAUACGAAACUGCGUACUGUUAUUUGUCGAUAAAAACACAAAAUUACAAUGGACACCUUAUCACCCGGAAACCCCAAUAGCAGUAAUCAGAAGCAGCAUUUGGCCUUACGUGUAGCUUUGGAUACGAUGAAAGAUCGUUGCAUUUUACAACAGAAAAGACUUUCAGAAUUGGAAGAGGAAAAUCAACAGUUACGCGAACGUUUGACACAAAACAACAAGUCGAGCGGCAAUGCGUCACAUAAUGCUGGUGGAGUGGCUGAAAAUUUUCAACUGCGCUUACAGGUCUCCGAACUGCAACGACAAAAUGUACAGCUCAAUGCCCACAUCAAUAUGGUGUCGGCUGAGAACCGUAAGCUCUGGCAGCGUCUGUCACAAAUGGCCAAAGACCAAAGUAGAACCGUAAAGGAUAAGGACUCAACGCUAACAAACACUAGUGGUGGCGGAGGAGUGGUUGCCAGCGAUGAAGGUUUGAGUCCUCGUGGCGGUAAUGGUUCUGCUAAUCAAAACCUUAUUCGCUCUAAGACAUUCACACAGCAUUCUCCAAACCCAAAUUUACGACAUAAGUUAUUGUCGACCGAUAAUUGCGGCUCUAGCGAAAUGUUGGAUGUCAGUUUGGAGGCAGAUGUUGCAUUAGAGGUCUUUGGUGAUGAGAGCGCCAGACAACAGACAGGUGCUGACAAUGAUACAGGUGUAGCACAGGUGGCUAUGGGUUUUGGUUUUUUAAAUGUUGAUGACUCAGCAUCAAAUACAUCGUCGCAGGAGCAAGACUUUAAUAUAGAGGCUCGUAAAUGUAUGGAGGGUUUGCAAGAAAUGCGCCGCGAGGCUAUGAAACAACAACAGGAUCUCAAUUCGGUUUUCGCACUGCUAGAGAGUCGUAUUGCUCUUCAACCCUGUCCGGAGUGUGUUAAAAAAUCUAAUAAACCUGAAAUGGCUGACAAAAGUCUAGAAACCGAUGAGAGUUUUAAUGAUGUAACAAAAUACACCAACACUACUACUACAAACGAGCUAAACAGUAUUUACGCUGAUUCAUCAGCUAAAGUAAUACCAAUGGUUCAAAGCAAUCACAUGAACAUAAUACAGGAGAAAAUAAUAGCUGAUGAAACCAACAAUAUGUGUCCUAUGUGUGGUAAAAUAUACGGCAGUCAAGUUACAUUUGAAUCAUUCUGUGAGCAUGUCGAAGAACAUUUUCAUGACGAUAACAUACAGGAUGUAGAUCACAGUAUGGAGCAUAAUUUUGAAUUAAUAUCCCAUACGGUGGGUGAUUUCUGACCCACCAGAAAUCGUAUAUAUUUUUCAUCCGAUUUGUAAUCAAAAGUAGAAAACGCGAAUAAUUUGUAAACUGAUAUAAAUUUUUCAUUCACACAUAAAUAAUUUUUCCAAUAAGAUAAAUAUUAGAAGAAUGACAUUGAUGUGAAUGUUUGUAUGGUGGUAUUGAAUACAUGUGACAAAUUUUUGUUUUUAAAGUUUUAAAUAUAUGAAUUAUCUUAAAAUAAGCCGGCGACUGAUUGCAAAGUUAUAUUAAGGGCAUUCAUAGUCUUUAAAAUAAUUGGUCAUUCGAUAAAUUGUUUUCUUUUAUAGUUAUAUACAUUUAACUGUGAAUCCCCUUAAUAAUUUGUUUAUGUUACUUUAAUUAUAAUUAUACAUAAAUAAUAAACACACUCUACAUACAUAUUUUUCAUACUUAUUUGUAUUUCAUUUCUUCAGAUUAUUUACUUUUUAUAUAUAUAAAAUUAUCUAUCAAAUAUUACAUCUACAUUUUACUUAAACUAUGUUAAACAUAAAACAAAACUCAACUAAAAAUAUGAAUAAAAUAAAUUAGUAAACAAAAA
This is a messenger RNA of Calliphora vicina (urban bluebottle blowfly), 1965 nucleotides long. It is a transcript of the gene spn-F, whose product is annotated as Protein spindle-F. The record is from RefSeq and is a predicted model, not a curated record. NCBI's taxonomy places the organism in Eukaryota, Metazoa, Arthropoda, Insecta, Diptera, Calliphoridae. The transcript has 2 exons. Bases 185 to 1405 code for a protein of 406 amino acids.